Pyrus x bretschneideri (Chinese white pear) is the source of this 908-nucleotide messenger RNA. RefSeq lists its product as uncharacterized. Lineage: Eukaryota; Viridiplantae; Streptophyta; Magnoliopsida; Rosales; Rosaceae. The transcript is spliced from 6 exons. Bases 1 to 744 code for a protein of 247 amino acids. Gene Ontology annotation, biological process: cellular response to nitrogen starvation. The record is from RefSeq and is a predicted model, not a curated record.
AUGAUUGUGGAGGAUGAGCGCGAUGGCUAUAUUGAUGGAGAAUCUGAUGACGACCAAGAUGAUCCAAAUAGGUUAAGGAGAGCUCGUGCAAAAAUAUAUAAUGGGUCUAAUUUGCCUUUAGCUGGCGUCAUGCUGACGCUAGAGGACAGUCGAAUUGGGAGUUUCUCCAUGGCCAACAGCUCCCCCAGUAACGAAUUUCCCCAGGUGGCGCAAGCAGAAGAGAACAAUGUCCCUCGGAAACAAGUGAUCAUUUCACUCGAUGAGAUAGUUGUGAUGGAAUCUCCAAGGAGGGUUGACGUUCCCGUCAAUAUAGCGAAGAAGUUUGUGGCUGUCCAGAAGGAUGCUAGGAGUGAUAUUCCUGAAAUUGACAGGAAGAAAUACCAUGUCCCUGGUCAAAUGACUCUUAGAGAAUUUGUCUUAUUCAUUCGGGUUAGCAUCAGGAUAAGCAAAAAAAGGCCAAUAUUUGUCUCUUUCAAGAACACUAAACCUCCCGUUGGGGCUUUGUUUUAUGAAAUUGAUGAGCCAAAUAAGGGUGAAGAUGGAUUUAUGCACGUUACCUACAGUGGGGAAGAGAAUGUUUGUGGAUCAAAUGAAGAGCAAGAACAUGGGGAUAAAAUCUCUUUCGAGAAUGAAAAUUCUCAGGGUACGUUUUUCUCUCGGUUUCUAGGGGUUAAUUAUACAGUAUGUUCUCCUCCACUAAAUAUACAAAUAGGCAUGUGCCUGCUUUUGUAUUUGUGUAUAUGAUGUCCUGCCUUCAGUUUCCUCCUUUUGAUUGAUUUUGACCCUAUUUGACACUCGUCUGGUGUGUUAGGCUUUUGUGAAAUACUUGAACCUACAAUUUUUGUGUGUUUCUUUUCCUUUCUUAAGUUUGAAGAUUCAUAGAUGCAGAGUUGAUAUUGAUUACGGUU